Molecule: messenger RNA, 1452 nt
Organism: Saxophila tyrrhenica
Lineage: Eukaryota; Fungi; Ascomycota; Dothideomycetes; Mycosphaerellales; Extremaceae
Exons: 2
Coding region: 1-1452 (483 amino acids)
Biological process (GO): mRNA 3'-end processing
Molecular function (GO): RNA polymerase II C-terminal domain binding
Source: RefSeq, a predicted model, not a curated record
AUGUCAUACACCGACGAGGCCGUCAAGGCGAAGCUGGCCUCGCUGACCGAAACCCAGGACAGCAUCGUCUCGGUCGCGCAAUGGAUCAUGUUCCACCGUCGCCAAGCCAACCGCACCGCUGCCCUCUGGCUCUCACGCCUCCAAGACUCCACCAUCCCCAAGCGCCUCAACCUCAUCUACCUUGCCAACGAAGUCGUCCAGCAGUCCCGAGCACGCGGCAAGCAGGACUUCAUGCUCGCGUUUGAGCCCAUGGUCGCUGAUGGCACUGCUGCUGCGUAUAAGAACGCGAGUCAGGAUAUUCAGGGAAAGAUAAGGAGGGUGGUGGAAGUGUGGAGGCAGCGCGACAUCUUUAACAAGGCGAUUCUAGACGCCGUGGAGGGGAGGCUGGCGGAGAUCGAUAGGGCGAGGAGUGGUGCAAGCACGAACGGGAGUAGCUCAAAGGGCAGGCUGGGCGGGAACCUGUUUGGCGGUGGUGGCAGUGUGCCGCCUGAGCUCGAGGGCGUGGCCAAGUCAUUCGGCGACCUGGGAAAGGCGGACGCGAGUCUGAGGCCUGCGGUCAACACUGCAAACACCGAGUUCGCGAAGAUGACGGACCCAAAUACUCCUGUUCCGACCCCACCGGUCCACGCCGCACGGCUGAGUGCGCUGAUGAGAAGUCUGGCAACGGCACACGGCGCGGUAGACGCAAGCAUCAAAGCGCGAAGCGAAGUGCUCAAAGGCCUCGAAAAGCUUCUGGAAACUCACCGUGGCAAACUCGCAGAAGACGAAGCCACAGCCACCGACCUCGCCACCCGCAGAGAAGGUGUCGAGGCGAAGAAGAAAGAAGUCGAAGACGGCAUCAUGCGCGGCCUCUCCACGCCCUCCUCGCCGGACAUCCCUACCCCAGUAUCCGCAGGCAACACUUUCGGCGACGAAGGUCCACGCGCCAAUGGCCGGUCCCCCGACAUUGCUACCCCGGAAGCAGAAGACUUCACGCCCCCUCCACCAGACGUCGAGACCUUCACCCCACCACCGCAACACGCGCCCGAAGACGACGUAACCAUGUCCGGCGACCCCGCACCCUUCACCGCCUCCACGGACCCUCGGGAACAAUCAUUCACAACUUCCACCGGCGCCGAAGCCGUCACGGAACAACCACCACAGCUCAACGAGCCCCCUCCAGCCUUCGAACCACCGUCCGCCAUCUCGCCCACUUCACCGCCUAAAGCUUCCAACGCAGCAGCAGCGCAAGCGAACGAAUUCCUCAACUCCCUCGCCCUAGGCGCCGGAGGCGGGACGGUGAGGCAGGCGUCUACGGAGGCACCAGAUAGUGGUGAUGCCGGGGAGGCGAGGGAUCCGCGGUUGAAGAGGCGGAGGAUGAAUCCGCCGAAGAAGGAAGGGGAGGGGGAUAUGUUUGGGGGUAUGGGCGCGAUGGGUGGGGUGGAUGAGGAAGGGAUUGGUGCGUUGCUGUGA